Molecule: messenger RNA, 4678 nt
Organism: Kogia breviceps (pygmy sperm whale)
Lineage: Eukaryota; Metazoa; Chordata; Mammalia; Artiodactyla; Physeteridae
Gene: GRPEL2
Product: GrpE like 2, mitochondrial
Biological process (GO): protein folding; protein import into mitochondrial matrix
Cellular component (GO): PAM complex, Tim23 associated import motor
Molecular function (GO): protein-folding chaperone binding; adenyl-nucleotide exchange factor activity; protein homodimerization activity
Source: RefSeq, a predicted model, not a curated record
CCGAGGUGGGGAACAUGGCCGUCAGGUUCCUGUGGGCGGUCCGGCGGCGGAUGCAGCCCCUCCUGGCCUCGAGUGGCGCGUCAGAUGGCAGGGGAUGGCUGCAUCCUUUCAGCACUGCCACCCAGAGAACCGCUGGUGAAGACUGCAAUUCUGAGGACCCUCCUGAUGAACUUAGGCCCUCUCUUGCAGAACGAGCCUUAAAGCUAAAAGCUGUUAAACUGGAGAAGGAAGUCCAGGAUUUAACAGUGAGAUACCAGAGAGCUAUAGCUGACGGUGAAAAUAUAAGAAGGCGAACCCAGAGAUGUGUAGAAGAUGCCAAGAUAUUUGGAAUCCAGAGUUUCUGUAAGGAUUUGGUGGAGGUGGCAGACAUUUUGGAGAAGACUACAGAGUGUAUUUCUGAAGAAACAGAGCCUGGGGACCAGAAGCUCACUCUGGAGAAGAUCUUCCGAGGCUUGUCACUUUUAGAAACAAAGCUGAAAAGCGUGUUUGCCAAACAUGGCCUGGAGAAGAUGACACCCAUUGGUGACAAAUAUGACCCUCAUGAGCAUGAACUCAUCUGUCAUGUGCCAGCUGGUGUUGGGGUGCAGCCUGGCACUGUGGCAUUAGUAAGGCAGGAUGGCUACAAGCUUCAUGGCCGCACCAUUAGACUCGCCCAGGUGGAAGUAGCAGUGGAGUCUCAGAAAAGACUAUGAAUGGGCCCAGAGGAACUGAAUGUUCUCCCGGAGUGCAGUCACCUGUGAUUCCUUUAUUUAUUAAACUAGGUUCGUAUUGUACAUGAGGUACUUCAUGUGAUCUGUUUUGGAUUUAGUCAUAUUGGCUUUAUUUCUAAGAUACUCUUUUGAUUUAAAGUGACCUGUUUGGUCUCAUCAGAAGUCUUGCCAUUGGGCAUCUGAACAAUGUGACAAGUGUUCCUGUGGCCUUAUCAAAAUAUGUUUAAGAAAAUUAUUUUUAAAUUGGUACUCUGAUGACUUUCAAUCCAAAAUUUUUUUAAAGGUGGAAAUGAGUAUAUGUUUAUGUAUUUUCAACUAAAUGUUCCUUCCUAAUGGUCCCUAUAAAAGGAAUUGUAUAGAAUCUUGUAUUUGUGGGAAAAGGAGAUGGUAGGGAUUGGUUUAACAUUUGAGUACUUAAAUGAUAAAGCUUUAUAGUUGCAUGAAUUUAAAUCAUUUCGGUUGAUUUUUAUGCAUGUAGAUUUUCAGGACUUCCCGUUUUUAUUUUAUUUUUCUUUUAGCCAUCUUUUGUCCUUGUAGUUCCUGCCAGAUAGACUUCAUAUUCACACUCAUUGUCCCUUUUAAAUCCCAUUUACAAGGCUAAUGGCCCAGGCAAAACUUGGAAGGCAGAGACUGGCAAGAAAUCAAGAUACCAGGUCCCUUUCAAGCAAGUAUGGCCAAGAAACCUUGUGCUUUCUUUGUUAUCUUCAAAUUAUUUUCAGCCUCCUCCCUAGGUAUAUAAUCAUUUCAGGGAAAUUGAGGCAGCACCAACAGCUAAAGACCUAAAUUGGUCUAUAUAGGUAAUUUAUCCACAACUUUUCUUUCCACCAGCCCUUAAAUCCUCUGCCACUUUGUCAGAUUUACCUUAUGAUCCUUUAUUAGAUUACGUGGGGAGGUGGUCAGGACAAAAAUUGUUAGGCUCCCAUGAUUCCUCAUUAGUUAUGCUAGGUUUGGGGUGGUUUUUUUGUGGGGGGCGUGGGGUACUCACAAUUCACUACCUCUCUUACAUUGACAAGCUUUAUUUCCUAGUUUUUGUCUCUGUCUUAUGUCACAUGUGUAAACAUCUAGCUCACCUUUUAUGUAUUGACCUCCUAGAGUUAAUGAGCCUAUGUGUAUAAUUUUUAUUUCAGUCCUGCUUACAGUGUUCUGUAAAAAAUUUAUUCAAUAAAUGAGUUAGUGAAAGAAUGAGAUAUAUAUAGAUAUAGAUAAAUAUAAAUUGGACAUUAGAAAGGAGGUCAUAUGUUUAUUUUAAUGUUAGAAGCAGCCUUCAUGGUGAUCUAAUCUCACCCCUUCACCUUCUUCUGAAGUAUGAAAACAUAGUCCUUUUAGGACUAGACUCAAAGAAAAAAAAAAAUCUCUAAAACUAGUAAACUAAAUUUUAGUGAGAACUUAAGUAAGAAACAACUAGAUACUAACUUCAGUCAUUUAAGAUUCAACAGUUCUAUAACAAACAUGCAAAUAUGUCCCCAGCAGAGAAUUAAAUGUUGUUAUGUGUCCAGAUUGCCCAGGUUUAGGUUUAAGUUACUUACCCAUAAAAUAAAUCCAUUUCUACUAGAACUCUAUGACCCCAUUCUGUGGGGUGGUGAAAGUUAUCCUCUUAGACAUCAUAGAUAGUUCUAGCAUACUACACAAGCAUGUAUCAACAAAGCAUCCCCCAAUGGGUCCUACCACCUCCACCAGAUUUAGACACUUAAAAAAAACAAAUACAUGCUUCUAAGAUGCAAGCAAAAGACUGUUGGUGAGAUUUUAAAACCAGAACCUCUUUUGGCAUUUCACUAAGUACAUACUGUAAAUAUAAUGAGCAGUCAGAUUUCACAAUAGGAAUUUGUCUUUUUUUGCCUUCAUUCCUUUGAGAUUGACAAAUAGUGACGACAAGAAAAUGAGCCAAUUGUGAUUUCCUUUGUGUUCUUGGAUCACUAGCUAUCAUUACCAGUGAAUUAGAAUAACCAUAAUUUUAGGUGUGGAAUGUUCUGAUUACUUGAAGAGUUUUUAAAUAUUCCUUGCAACCUCCUGUUUUAGCAAGUAGACUGAGAAUAAUUUUAGAUUCUUCUAUUAUUCAGUAGUUUUGCAGACUUAAAAGUAUAAAUUUAGAAGAUGGAGCUAUAACAGUGAGAAUCUCAAAAUGCUGAAGGGCUUUCACGAGCCAGCGCAGCAUAACAGAGCAUAUGCUUAGUAGGCAUCAACUUGAACAUAAUUCCCAGCCUAGUCACUUCACUCUUCUGAGCCUGCUUCCACGUUUGUAAAAUGGUUAUAAUUCUCAAAAUAUUGCGAGGAUUAAGCGAAAUGUGCAAAUUGCCUAUUACAGUAGGCCCUCAAAUAUUUAUUUUUAUUGCCUUUUAUUAUACACAUUUUUUUGUAUGUUUUCAUAGUUGCCUAAAGUCUAGGGGAAGGGAAAGACUGGUUAAGUGGUGCUUGACUAUAAAAAAAAAUGUAAUCUAAUCAAUCACAGUGAACUUAUUUUCCUUUUAGCUUCUUUUUUGUGUGUUUGUCUGUUUUUUGUUUUUGCGGUAUGCGGGCUUCUCACUCAUGGCCUCUCCCGUCGCGGAGCACAGGCUCCGGAUGCGCAGGCUCAGCGGCCAUGGGCCUAACCACUCCGCGGCAUGUGGGAUCUUACCGGACCAGGGCACAAGCCCGUGUCCUCUGCGUCGGCAGGCAGACUCUCAACUACUGCGCCACCAGGGAAGCCCCAUGUCUAUUUUAACCGUAACAAGGAAGUCUACAUUUUUAGACUGGAGAAAUAAGAAAAUUGUUUCAGUGCCCUUAAUUAUUUACAUCUUGAUGGUAAAGUAAAAAGACAUCAUUGGCUUGCAGAUGAUAGGUGUAAGGAAGCUUUGACUCAUUUGAAGAGGGAUCGUGGUGCUUUAGUACUUGAAUUUUACCAAUCUUCUGUGGAUUUUCCUCACUGCCAUAAAGGAAUUAUUCAGUUUGAUACUGAUAUAAGCUUGUGGUGCUCUUUCAUGGCAAAGGAUUUAAUAAGUGAAGAAAGGUUCUUAAACACUAAAGCAAAAUCAAAUAAGGAAGACUAAGGAUGAAAUAUAAUCUUCAGAAACAACUUUAAUAAAAUCUUAAUUGAAAUAACUGUUUCACGUGUUUAGUGUCUUUGUCUGCCAGAUUCAUAUUGUGUAUUGACGUGGUCACUUCACUGAUUGCUGCCCCACCUGUUGACGCUCAGUGGCGGUACCAGCAGCACAGCCAAGUGGAUGCAGUGUAGGCAUUCCACACCUUGCCUUGGUGUUGAAGUCUUAUCUGUUCUUCUACCUCCUUGACUUGCUUCCUUCUGAUUUCUAUGUAUUUCUUAGAUCUGGACUCCUGUUUCUGACUUCCUCUCUGGCACUGCCUUUUCUUGUGCUCGCUUCUUGGUUCUAAUUGUCUUCUUACCUGCUUUAAUCAUUUCACUUGAACUGCAGGACUUCUGACCAUCCUCUCAACCAGAUUACUGGCAUGUGGCCUACUGCUUCCAUAAGCCCUUCCCAACCUUUGCCUGGCCUUUCCUUUACCUCUGCUUCUCCACUGGCUUCCACAUACCCAGCCUCCCUGGCUAAGUGCCCCUCUUUGGAACCAGCCUUUCCUGUAGUUUUGGCCUUGCCUUUUCAUCAUUCUUCCAGUCUUGUCUGCAUACCCUGGCUCCAUAAUCCAUUGCUCCUCAUACUCCCAGUGCUACCCUGUAAGUAUAUUCUUAUUCCUGUUCACUCAGACUUUGUCCACAUUCUCAAAUUCACUGGAGGUUUUAAAACACGACUCCAAAAUCUCCUUGAAUCUGGACUAAUAGAAUAUAGGGAAGUGACACUGCUGGUUUCUGACCCAAACCUUCCUGUCUCUGGAUGCUCACUCUUGAUACCCAGCCAUCAAACCAAAGAGUGAGCUUAAGUAGCCUGUGGAGUGGAACUGAGGGCCAUGGCUGAGCUUUCAUCUGACAGCCAGCAGCAUCCUGACAGCCAUCUCAGUGAACCACUUUGAAAGUGGACUCUCCA